Messenger RNA from Phyllostomus hastatus (greater spear-nosed bat), 3338 nucleotides. It is a transcript of the gene TBX5, whose product is annotated as T-box transcription factor 5. Gene Ontology annotation, molecular function: DNA-binding transcription factor activity, RNA polymerase II-specific; RNA polymerase II cis-regulatory region sequence-specific DNA binding. NCBI's taxonomy places the organism in Eukaryota, Metazoa, Chordata, Mammalia, Chiroptera, Phyllostomidae. Gene Ontology annotation, biological process: cardiac left ventricle formation; pattern specification process; regulation of transcription by RNA polymerase II. The transcript is spliced from 9 exons. Gene Ontology annotation, cellular component: nucleus. The record is from RefSeq and is a predicted model, not a curated record. The coding region runs from base 460 to 2019 and encodes 519 amino acids.
CCGGAACUUUAACCCUGAAAGCGGCACCCAGAGAGGACUUGGACCAUUCCCACGGCUUCCUCUGGUCUCCCGACGUUCCCUCCCUGGGGGUUCCAGGGAGGAGCAGGGCACUGAGCGCUUCCUAUUGAAGGUGCCCCCCGAGGCUGCCGGUUUGCAUUCUGCGGAGCCCUGCCGGUGCCUGACAACUUGGAAGUCUUUAGGGAGAGAGCGGCGCAGAGUGGAGGAGGUGUGUGUUGGAGGUGGGCCGUGGCUGCUGAGGCUCCAGCGGUGGGUGCUCUUUGUAGGCAGCAGUAGCCGCUAGUCCGGGCACGCAGUACCGCGCAUAAACCCGGAGCCACCAUGCCGGCGCCCCCGCCUCGCCGCCGGCUUCCCUGCUAGGAGCACCAGGGAUGUGGUGAAUGCACCGGCUUCACCGAGCGAGUGCAGGACCCCGCGCGGUCACAGGGCCCCGGGCACACCAUGGCGGACGCAGAGGAGGGCUUUGGCCUAGCGCACACUCCCCUGGAACCUGACUCGAAGGAUCUACCCUGCGACUCAAAGCCCGAGAGCGCGCUAGGGGCCCCCAGCAAGUCCCCUUCGUCCCCGCAGGCCGCCUUCACCCAGCAGGGCAUGGAAGGGAUCAAGGUGUUUCUUCAUGAACGAGAACUGUGGCUGAAAUUCCAUGAAGUGGGCACAGAAAUGAUCAUAACUAAGGCUGGAAGGCGGAUGUUCCCCAGCUACAAAGUGAAGGUGACGGGCCUCAAUCCCAAAACGAAGUACAUUCUCCUCAUGGACAUCGUCCCCGCCGACGACCACAGAUACAAGUUCGCAGAUAAUAAAUGGUCCGUGACGGGGAAAGCGGAGCCGGCCAUGCCGGGCCGUCUGUACGUGCACCCAGACUCGCCGGCCACGGGGGCGCACUGGAUGCGGCAGCUCGUGUCCUUCCAGAAACUCAAGCUCACCAACAACCACCUGGACCCGUUCGGGCAUAUUAUUCUAAAUUCCAUGCACAAAUACCAGCCCAGAUUACACAUCGUGAAAGCGGACGAAAAUAAUGGAUUUGGCUCAAAAAAUACUGCUUUCUGCACCCACGUCUUUCCUGAGACGGCGUUUAUCGCAGUGACUUCCUACCAGAAUCACAAGAUCACCCAGUUGAAGAUUGAGAAUAAUCCCUUUGCCAAAGGAUUCCGGGGCAGCGAUGACAUGGAACUCCACAGAAUGUCAAGGAUGCAAAGUAAAGAGUAUCCGGUGGUCCCUAGGAGCACGGUGAGACAAAAAGUGGCCUCCAACCACAGCCCUUUCAGCAGUGAGCCCCGAGCUCUCUCCACCUCAUCCAACUUGGGGUCCCAGUACCAGUGUGAGAAUGGUGUGUCCGGACCCUCCCAGGACCUCCUGCCCCCGCCCAACCCGUACCCACUGCCCCAGGAGCAUGGCCAGAUCUACCACUGUACCAAGAGGAAAGCAGAUGAAGAGUGCUCCACCGCAGACCACCCCUACAAGAAGCCCUACAUGGACACCUCGCCCAGCGAAGAGGACCCGUUCUACCGCCCCAGCUACCCCCAGCAGCAGGGCCUGAGCGCCUCCUACAGGACAGAGUCGGCCCAGCGGCAGGCCUGCAUGUACGCCAGCUCCGCGCCGCCCAGCGAGCCGGUGCCCAGCCUGGAGGACAUCAGCUGCAACACGUGGCCCAGCAUGCCCUCCUACAGCAGCUGCACGGUGACCACCGUGCAGCCCAUGGACAGGCUGCCCUACCAGCACUUCUCUGCCCACUUCACCUCGGGGCCCCUGGUGCCCCGGCUGGCCGGCAUCGCCAACCACGGCUCCCCGCAGCUGGGAGAGGGCAUGUUCCAGCACCAGACCUCCGUGGCCCACCAGCCUGUGGUCAGGCAGUGUGGGCCUCAGACUGGCCUGCAGUCCCCCGGCAGCCUGCAGCCGUCGGAGUUCCUCUACUCCCACGGCGUGCCGAGGACCCUGUCCCCGCACCAGUACCACUCUGUGCACGGGGUCGGCAUGGUGCCGGAGUGGAGCGAGAAUAGCUAAGGGUGGCCCGUGUCCUCACAGACGUUUGCUAGAGAGAGAGGGAGAGGGAGAGAGAGAGAGAGGGAGAGCGUGCGGGAGAGAGGGAGAGAGGCAGCAGCAGAGAGAACCCCACGGACAAGACUCUCCAUUUUACCCCAUGUUCACGCCUGCACUCGAGACCCCCCCAGACACUGAUCUAAUCAGUAGCCCGAAACCACAGUUCAAAAAAUGUGACUUUGUUGUUUCAUCUCAAAACUUCAAAACCAAACCAAACCAAACCAAACACGAAACAGGACGAGGCAAGCCCCCGCCGCAGCCACCGCACUCAUCCCUGGGCCAUGUUCACGCCGCCGCCAGGGGACCUCCCUGAUUUCUUCUUUUGGUCCCCAGAAAGUCUUGCCUCAUCGAGCACCGCACCCUAACGUGGAGUUGGAGUCCUUUCCUGUCUUGGUGUUAAUGUUGACAUUGUUAUAUAAUAAAUAAUAAUAUAUUUUUUUCUUUCAACUUUCUUAACGGGACCCAGUCCCUUAUUUUGGGGGAGGUCCGCGGCAAGUAUGUUUCCAAGUCUGUACUUGUGGGGACCCCUCCCCGUGAACCACCCCUUAAAAUCUAAAUUUGCCGCCUUUCCCUUGAUGAAGAAGUGACCUACCUCCGCCGUGUACUGUUUCUGAAAAGGUCCCCUACGUGCCCGGCUCUUCUCUGAUUGUGUCCUGCCUUCCCCAUCGUCACGGAGCCCGGUUUGAUUUCUGGGGGAGGCAGGAUGACCUUGGACUCCACGCGGUGCCACCUCUUACUCUGCGCUCCCGUCUUCCCAGCUCUGGGGCUUUCUAAGCCAGCUGUCGCUAAAGCGUGGCGUAGAGCUUCCUGGGCCAGAAAGCUCGCUUUGAAAAACUUAAAGAGCGCUGGUUUACAUGCGGGCAGAACUGUGAUAAAAAAGGGGCAAGCCCCGUGCUGACAAGAGUGGCGAGAAAGCCAAAAUAAAUAUUCGUCCUGACAAAAAAAAAAAAAAAAACAAAGCCAGCCCCAGCCUCCAAACCUCUCGGCGACCCAACUGGAUGCAAAAGCAAAACCCACAAUUCCUCGCGAAGAGGCAAGACGUGCCCACCGACCAGUUCUCUCCACGGAGAUCACACCAAAUGCCGACACCAAACUGUGGUUACGGAAAGCAGAAAACAGUAUUAAAAAAAAAGAAAGUGUGUAAGUAAAACGUUAUUGCAGGGUUCUUCAGAUGUAAUAUUUUACUGGUACUAUUUAUUUAUAAAUAGGAGUUCUAAUUAAGUAAUAACAUGAAAUCCAGCAUGGGAGCUGGCCAAGAGCUUUUAAUUUUAUUGAUACUCAAA